This is a messenger RNA of Coregonus clupeaformis (lake whitefish), 955 nucleotides long. RefSeq names its product transcription elongation factor A protein 1. Gene Ontology annotation, molecular function: nucleic acid binding; zinc ion binding. Gene Ontology annotation, biological process: DNA-templated transcription; transcription elongation by RNA polymerase II; positive regulation of transcription by RNA polymerase II. Gene Ontology annotation, cellular component: nucleus. The record is from RefSeq and is a predicted model, not a curated record. Lineage: Eukaryota; Metazoa; Chordata; Actinopteri; Salmoniformes; Salmonidae.
GCUGGGGUAACUAGUGACAACCCGCCAAAUGUCCGGUGCCCUUCGUCGACAACGAUUUCCUGUCUUUGCAAUUUUAACGUGUUAGAGCAAAUUAUUCACAAUGGGUAAAAAAGAAGAAGAGGAAAUCAUAAGAAUUGCGAAGAAGAUGGAUAAAAUGGCGCAGAAGAAAAGCGGGGUAGGGGCACUGGACCUUCUGAAGGAGCUGAGGGCUGUACCUAUGACGCUAGAAUUACUACAGUCCACCAGGAUCGGGAUGUCUGUGAACGCCAUCAGGAAGCAGAGUACAGACGAUGAGGUCACCUCUCUGGCCAAGGCCCUCAUCAAGUCCUGGAAGAAACUCCUGGAUGAGCCAGGAGGUGGAGACAAGUCGUCGGAGGAGAAGAGGAAAGAGCCGUCAACCCCCACCAGUACGGUGUCUCCUACCCAGGGCAGCCCUGAACCACGGGAAGAGAGUAAUGACUCCAGCAGUAAGAGUGAGCCUGUUGAGGUGAUGCCCUCUAUCUCCCUGAUCUCCACGUUCCCCCAAGCCCCCUCUACCUCUGACUCCGUCAGGAUCAAGUGUCGCGAGAUGCUGUCCCAGGCGCUACAGGCUGGAGACGACUACAUCGCUAUAGGAGCUGACUGUGAUGAACUGGGAGCUCAGAUUGAGGAAUAUAUCUUCUGUGAGUUUAAGAACACAGACCCCAAAUAUAAGAACCGUGUCAGGAGUCGCAUCGCCAACCUGAAGGACAUCAAGAACCCCAACCUCAGGAAGAGUGUUCUCUGUGGGAAUGUUUCCCCCGACCGCAUGGCCAAGAUGACCGCUCAGGAGAUGGCUAGUGAUGAGCUAAAGCUGAUCAGGAAGAACCUGACCAAAGAAGCCAUCAGAGAUCACCAGGUGUCCCAGACUGGAGGAACCCAGACCGACCUGUUCACCUGCGGCAAGUGCAAGAAGAAGAGGUGCACCUACACUCAG